UGCUGCCGCAACAGCUCCAACCCAUUGAAACUGAGACUUGUAAGUAAUAAUUUUAUCAGGAUAAGUCCAUUUUAAAACAUGUUCGUUUUCUAAACCGUCUUUUUCAUAUGUGAGCGAUGAUGUCAAUAGUUUUAGUUCGCUAACGAGCCGUAGUUUGUACUAUAUAGUCUUGCCUACUGUUAGCUAUGCUAUUUGUUAAUAACACCUAAUUUCUGUCAAGUAUAAUCAACGUUAUUCACCUUGAAUGGAGUCGAUGGUAGACUCAAACCACGCAACACAAAAACGUUAUAGUCAAAGAGAUAUUUAAUCGGCAUGGGGAAAAAGGAAAGGAGAAGGGAAAAUGUGGAUAGGGAUAUAUCUCCUGAACACUUGGACCAGAGCCACAAGGCUAAGGUCGGUUAGUACACAAAGAGAAUACAUGAGUCCUCCCUAGUCGUCUUCUACGGCCCUAUUGUCACAGUUUGUGCACUUGCAAAGGUUUGUACAUGGCAGCGCAUACACUUGGCAUGUACAUUUUCCCCUGACACAAUUCGUUUUCUUGCAGGAGCAGUGAACAAGCUCAAGGGUUGCCUCUGGAGCUGGUGGAAGUGACAUCCAGUCGACCUCAGAGCUCCCCAGUCAUCUUCCAGCCAUCAUCAUUCCAGCAUUAUUGAUGCGGCUACGAAAAGACAGUGCCAGAACAAAGACAUGUGUCUGGGCUCUUUAUAACAAUGUUGGUCCAGGUUUUUGAGGCAUGAGCGGCAUGAAACAGCAUCCUGGUGUCUGCCUCUUCUUGGUUAGAGAGUCCCAAAUAACAGAUCUCACAAAACUACACAGCCAUCUUGGACAGGAGAAGUGUGAUGCCCUUGUAGGUCUCCAUCCAUUUUCCGGGUGUGAUACAGUCAGUGCUCUGUAUGGGCUACAAUGUUGAAGUCGGGCAGAUGUUCUAAGCAGGACUUGCCUCCAAUCCAGGACUCUCUGAAGAAACAUAUACAGCGGGGAAGUUAUCAGGCUGCAGUGCACAGUAGGAGCCUGGAGUGUUACCCAGACAUUCCUCCUCCAAUCAACCAUGGCUGGAAGAUGACUGGGGAGCUCUAUGAGGUCGACUGGAUGUCACUUCCACCAGCUCCAGAGGCAAUCCUUGAGCUCCUGCAAGAAAACGAAUUGUGUCAGGGGAAAAUGUACAUGCCAAGUGAAUGAGCUACCAUGUACAAACCUUUGCAAGUGCACAAACUGUGACAACUGUGACCCUUGAUGAUUAAAUAUCUCUUAGACUAUAACGUUUUGUGUUGCGUGGUUUAUGAGUCUACCAUCGACUCCAUACAAGUUCAAGAGGAUGUUGAACAGGGAGCUGUCUCACCUGUCUGAGAUGAGUCGCUCAGGAAACCAAGUCUCUGAGUUCAUUUCAAGCACAUUCUUAGAUAAGCAACAUGAUGUGGAGAUGCCAUAUCCACAGACGCAGAAGGAGAAGAAGAAGAUCAAGCCCAUGUCUCAGAUCAGUGGGGUUAAGAAGCUGCAGCACAGCACUGGUCUCACUAACUCCAUCAUCCCACGCUUUGGAGUGAAGACUGACACAGAGGACUCCCUUUCCAAGGAGCUGGAGGAUGUUAACAAAUGGGGCCUUAAUGUUUUUAAAGUCACUGAAUUUUCUGGGAAUCGGCCUUUGACAGUUAUGAUGUACACAAUCUUCCAGGAAAGAGAUUUAUUAAAAACGUUUAAGAUACCAUUAGACACCUUCAUCACCUAUCUGAUGACUCUAGAAGACCAUUACCAUGCAGAUGUUGCCUACCACAAUAACAUCCACGCUGCAGAUGUCACCCAGUCCACCCAUGUACUUCUGUCCUCACCUGCUCUAGAGGCUGUUUUCACAGACCUGGAGAUUUUGGCAGCCAUUUUUGCCAGUGCUAUUCACGAUGUAGACCACCCAGGAGUAUCAAACCAGUUUCUCAUCAAUACCAACUCAGAGUUGGCACUAAUGUACAACGACUCAUCAGUCCUGGAGAACCAUCACCUGGCGGUGGGCUUCAAGCUGCUGCAGGAGGACAACUGUGACAUCUUCCAAAACCUGACCAAAAAGCAACGCCAGUCCCUCAGAAAGAUGGUCAUAGACAUAAUACUAGCUACUGACAUGUCCAAGCACAUGAACCUCCUAGCAGACCUCAAGACGAUGGUGGAGACCAAAAAAGUCACCAGUUCUGGAGUGCUCUUACUAGACAACUACUCUGAUAGGAUACAGGUCCUCCAAAACAUGGUGCACUGUGCAGACCUCAGCAACCCCACCAAGCCCUUACAGCUCUACCGCCAGUGGACGGACCGGAUCAUGGAGGAGUUCUUUAGCCAGGGGGACAGAGAGAGAGAGAGGGGAAUGGAGAUAAGCCCCAUGUGUGACAAACACAAUGCCUCAGUAGAAAAGAGCCAGGUGGGCUUCAUUGACUACAUUGUCCACCCCUUGUGGGAGACAUGGGCUGAUCUGGUGCAUCCAGAUGCCCAAGACAUCCUGGACACCUUGGAGGACAACAGGGAGUGGUACCAGAGCACUAACCCACAGAGCCCCUCACCUGCACAAGACGACCAUGAGGACGGCAGCCGGCCCUUCGGAGGGGACAAGUUCCAGUUCGAGCUCACGCUGGAGGAAGAUGGGGAGUCAGACACAGAGAAAGACAGUGGCAGCCAGCCCGAGGAAGAAGAAGAGGAGGGAAACAGCUGGAGCGACUCCAAGACGCUCUGUACUCAGGACUCUGAGUCGACAGAGGUCCCAUUAGAUGAGCAAGUGAAAGAGGAGGAUGCAGUAGGGGAAGAAGGGAAGGUGGGGAUCCCCAGAGAACCUAGCAUGGCAGAGUUAGAGGAGGAGGAGGAAGAGGUGGGGGAACAGAGACUGGCUGAUACAUAGCAUUGGUAGGAAACAUGGGGUUUGUUAAACUCUUGAGACUGCCCGGUAUCGAUGAAUAAAAGGGACGAGGCAAAUGCUAAUAUUAGCUAUUAGCGAUGAUGGUGGUAGUAACGGCCUCAUUCCAAAUUGCACCUGCACUCCUCAACCCCGGGCCUCUCCACACUUAACUCUGCCUAAUGCAAACAGGGUAGUUUACCCCACCUUACAAGACACCCCCGUAGCUCCACACUAUGGCACUCAGGAAAUAUUUCCGUAAACUUUUCGCCUAAUUUUAGUUUAACUUUUUGGCGAAUUCAGGCUAUGCGAGACAGGUGUGUGUUUUCCCACAUUUUAGGCGGGACACAUUUGAUCAAGAAGUAGUUCUAAAAGUUAACAAUUAUAUUUUGUAUUCUUACCUUAACCUCCUCUAACCCUACCUAAUUCCUGUCAGAACAGCCACAGCUUGAGAAGGAACGCUUUUGACAGAACACUAGCUUCAAAGAAAGAAAGAUAGACUGAGAAAAACGGUCUGUAAUGUGAUACCAGUUCAACUAAGCUGUUUUUCCAGCUGAAGGGGAAAAACGAGCAUCUGAAAAACCAAUGAGGGAUGUUGCGGGAGAGAAACAAAGAAAUAUACAAGGAUCAUAAACAAAGAUAACCUUUUUCUAAAGUUCAAGUCUUCCUUGAAACCAGACUGGUAGAAACCACAGCUGAACAGGCAGUUUCAACCCCCUCAGUUUUUGUAUUGUAUGUAAGACAAAUACUUUUUUAUUUUACUUUUAUUAACAGAGAGAGAGAGGGAAAAUUAUAUUUUUCAUAUUGCAAUCAUUGUUAUCAUACUUAAUAUAAAAUAUUAAUUUUGGGAUUGUGUGCUUGCGCUUUGUGACUUCUCACUGCUCCCCUCCAUUGCUCAAUUUUUUAAAAUUAUUUUACCAUCCAGAUAUUUAUGUAUUUGAAUGAAAUGGAAGAAAAGACAAAUGGAAAAUGAUCAAUGCACAAUCUUUAAAACUAGGUUUAUUUGUAUUGGUGUUUAUGACAAAAAAUAUUGGAUUUCACAAAACAAGGAACUAGGGUGAAUAGUACAUUUAUACAUUGCUAGGUAUUUAUCCAAAAUAAAAUGAGGGAUGCUUUUUGUGUGUUUCAACACAGAUAACCCAUCCAUUAAAGGUCCCAUGAAAUGACAUUUUCACUUUAG
Molecule: messenger RNA, 4043 nt
Organism: Hypomesus transpacificus
Lineage: Eukaryota; Metazoa; Chordata; Actinopteri; Osmeriformes; Osmeridae
Product: cAMP-specific 3',5'-cyclic phosphodiesterase 4D-like
Exons: 10
Coding region: 1280-2869 (529 amino acids)
Biological process (GO): signal transduction
Cellular component (GO): cytosol; perinuclear region of cytoplasm; nucleus
Molecular function (GO): 3',5'-cyclic-AMP phosphodiesterase activity
Source: RefSeq, a predicted model, not a curated record